Messenger RNA from Echinops telfairi (small Madagascar hedgehog), 930 nucleotides. RefSeq names its product mas-related G-protein coupled receptor member A-like. Gene Ontology annotation, molecular function: G protein-coupled receptor activity. The record is from RefSeq and is a predicted model, not a curated record. NCBI's taxonomy places the organism in Eukaryota, Metazoa, Chordata, Mammalia, Afrosoricida, Tenrecidae. Bases 1 to 930 code for a protein of 309 amino acids. Gene Ontology annotation, biological process: G protein-coupled receptor signaling pathway. The transcript has a single exon. Gene Ontology annotation, cellular component: membrane.
AUGGAUGAAAGUGACCAGCACCCUCAGUCAGAUAUUGACACAUGGACAAUGAUCCCGGGUUUGCUGGCCAUCAUCAUUGCCCUGUGUGGGCUGGCAGGAAACGCGGUCGUGAUCUGGCUGCUGGGCUUCCGCCUGCGGAGGAACCCCUUCUGCGUCUACAUCCUCAACUUGGCCGUGGCUGACUGCCUAGUCCUGGGCACCACGACUGCUUAUGCACUGAUGGUACUCAUCGAUUAUUUCCAAUUCAUUUAUUCCGUCCACAACCGUUUCAUCAACUUUGUGAUAUUAUUUCCCUACCUGGCAGACAUGAGCCUUAUCAGCGCCAUUGGCACCGAGCGAUGCCUGUCCAUCCUGUGCCCCAUUUGGUAUCGCUGCCGCCGCCCAACGCAUAUAUCAGGGGUCAGCUGUGCUCUGAUCUGGGCCCUGUCCCUGGUGCUGGCCUUCCUGCAGAUGCUCUUCUGUAUAGUCUCAUGGGAUUUGUGUUGGUUGGCUGAUUUCUUCCUUUGGACGUGGGUGAUUUUCCUAUUUUUGGUUCUCUGUGGGUCCAGCCUGGUUCUGCUGGUGAAGGUGUUCUAUGGCUCCCGGAGGAGGAAGAUGACCAGGCUCAUUGUGACCAUUCUGAUCACUGUGUUGGUCUGCCUGCUGUGCGGCCUGCCCUAUGGCUUUGGUUGGUUCCUAGUAUCUUGGAUGGUGGGUGCAUAUGGUCAAUUACCCCAUGUAUGGUUUACUCUAUUCUCCUGUGUUAACAGCAGUGCCAACCCCAUCAUCUACUUCUUUGUUGGCUCCUUUCGGCAGCAGAAGCAGCGGCGGCUGAAGCCAACCCUCAGGAUGGUUCUCCAGAGGGCACUGCAGGACACUCCUGAGGGGGAGGAACCUGGAGGAGCCCCCCCUCAGGGACUCACGGAGCAGACAGAGAGCAGUGCGGUGUAG